GCGUGCGAGAUCAGCGUGUGAAGUAAGACGUGUCUCUGAAUUUAUUUUGUAUCCAUAUCAUUUGCAUGUCAUCGUUUACCGUUUUGUAAAACAUUGUUUCGCGUUCGUUCAAAAAAAGUCCAUCUAAUUAACACUAAUCGCAACAAAAUAUGCCACGAGAAAUCAAAGAGAUCAAGGACUUUCUGUUGAAAGCCAGGAGGAAGGAUGCUAAGUCUGUAAAAAUCAAGAAGAACGCAGACAAUGUCAAGUUUAAGGUCCGCUGUUCUCGAUUUCUGUAUACCCUUGUGAUCACAGACAAGGAGAAGGCUGAGAAACUCAAGCAAUCCUUACCACCAGGUUUACAAGUAAAGGAAGUAAAGAGGAGUGAACGUGUAUAAAAUGACUAAAUAAAUAAUCUUUUAAACAUGA
This is a messenger RNA of Atta colombica, 408 nucleotides long. It is a transcript of the gene RpL38, whose product is annotated as 60S ribosomal protein L38. Gene Ontology annotation, biological process: protein-RNA complex assembly; translation. NCBI's taxonomy places the organism in Eukaryota, Metazoa, Arthropoda, Insecta, Hymenoptera, Formicidae. Gene Ontology annotation, cellular component: ribosome; cytosolic large ribosomal subunit. The transcript has 5 exons. The record is from RefSeq and is a predicted model, not a curated record. Gene Ontology annotation, molecular function: structural constituent of ribosome. Bases 150 to 377 code for a protein of 75 amino acids.